AUGCCCCCCUCCCCCCAUAUCCAAUGGAAACCUGAUGCAAUUCUCUUGUCUAGCACUUCUUGGUCUGCUCAAAGGCUUUUGACCCCAGCAUCUGGUCUAUCUUCGGAAGAACAUAUCAACAACACUGCCCGACCAGAAUCGCGGUUCAACAGCCAGGGCCCGAACUCGACCUUUGUUACCGAAGCGACCGAUAUAGGGAUACCUGGUAUCGAUCAAGGAGAUCUGGAAAUAGAACCAAGGUCAACUAUUUACGAAACAGACCCUAUUAUUCCAUCGGCCUUCGAGAACAUAAGUUUUAGUUCCUCUACAGACUUGUGGAACACCUUCGAGCCACAGGAUAUGAGUCCGGCUGAACUUGAGCGACACAUGGAAGAGACAGACCGUGAGGUCCAAAGAAGGGCGGCACCACCGUCAGCCCUGGACCAAAGCCUAGACCAGGAAGGCUUCCCUGUCAGACUUACUUUUGAGAAUGAACAUACAUCCCGAGAGAAUGUUCUUUUCAACGAAGACUAUGAGGUCAACUUCGUUUCCCAAGGGUACCUCAAUAAACUCCGAAUGACUUCUGGGAAAACGCCUUGCUUGGUUCCCGCUCCGCCAAUUUAUCGAGAGGUCCUCACUCCUGACGGAGUAUUGGCUCCUGUUCAGUAUCUCCUCUAUGUCUACCUUGAAUGGGAAUCCCCUGAUAUUCCAUUCCCGCCCCGCCAGCUGUGCUUCGUUCGCUAUAGUGGAACUGGAGGUAUACAUGACGCGAAGCUGAUUCUGGGUCAAAGUUGGUUCAAAGAUACCGAGGAUCAAGCAUUCAGCCGGACCUAA
This is a messenger RNA of Fusarium poae, 813 nucleotides long. RefSeq lists its product as uncharacterized. Bases 1 to 813 code for a protein of 270 amino acids. The transcript has 3 exons. The record is from RefSeq and is a predicted model, not a curated record. NCBI's taxonomy places the organism in Eukaryota, Fungi, Ascomycota, Sordariomycetes, Hypocreales, Nectriaceae.